This is a messenger RNA of Pelobates cultripes (western spadefoot toad), 33459 nucleotides long. The record is from the annotation of a GenBank genome assembly. NCBI's taxonomy places the organism in Eukaryota, Metazoa, Chordata, Amphibia, Anura, Pelobatidae.
GCCAGUGUUUACUUCCGGUUCGCCAUGUCGGACUCAGAGAGUGAUGAGGAUCGCCCUUUCUCCCUCACUGGAUUCCUGUUUGGAAAUAUCAAUGAAGAUGGGCAGCUGGAGGAUGAUUCUGUGCUGGAUAAGGUGAACCUAGGAUCAUUUAGGGAGCUGGCUCUGCAGGAGACACAGGGCAGGACCUAUAGCCAUGGAGUGUAUAUUAUUAUUAUUAUUAUUAUUUAAUAUUUAUAAUAUGUGGAGAGGGGGCUGGAGUGAUAUAAUCAGAAUAGCAGUGCAGUGAUGUGACUGCUGACCUUUGCCAUUCCACUGUAUCCAGUUUGGCUGGCAAAGCAUCAUGGGAAUUGUAGUCCUAAACAGCUAUCCACUGUUUCCAAACUGGCUGGCAAAGCAUCUAGGGAAUUGUAGUCCUAAACAGCUAUCCACUGUUUCCAAACUGGCUGUCAAAGCAUAGUGGGAAUUGUAGUCCUAAACAGCUAUCCAUUGUUUCCAAACUGGCUGGAAAAGCAUCAUGGGAAUUGUAGUCCUAAACAGCUAGCCAUAGUUUUCAAACUGGCUGGAAAAGCAUCAUGGGAAUUGUAGUCCUAAACAGCUAUCCAUUGUUUCCAAACUGGCUGGCAAAGCAUCUAGGGAAUUGUAGUCCUAAACAGUUAUCCACUGUUUUCAAACUGGCUGGCAAAGCAUCAAAGGAAUUGUAGUCCUAAACAGCUAUCCACUGUUUCCAAACUGGCUGGCAAAGCAUCAUGGGAAUUGUAGUCCUAAACAGCUAUCCACUGUUUCCAAACUGGCUGGCAAAUCAUCAUGCGAAUUGUAGUCCUAAACAGAUAUCCACUGUUUCCAAACUGGCUGGCAAAGCAUCAUGUGAAUUGUAGUCCUAAACAGAUAUCCACUGUUUCCAAACUGGCUGGCAAAGCAUCAUGGGAAUUGUAGUCCUAAACAGCUAUCCACUGUUUCCAAACUGGCUGGCAAAGCAUCUAAGGGAAUUGUAGUCCUAAACAGCUAUCCACUGUUUCCAAACUGGCUGGCAAAGCAUCAUGGGAAUUGUAGUCCUAAACAGCUAUGCUAAAUGAUAGCCAUCACUGAUAUAGUACAAGUAGAUAGAACCUGGCUGCAGAUAUGCAAUAAAUUAAUGUGAAGGAUUAAACCACCCCCACCACCUCUGUAAGAAUAAAGCAACCAGCAGCCAACUCUGCUUUUCAUAUUCAUCUACAAAACCCACUGUUUCAAUUAACCUGUUAUGCACAGUAUAUUCAAUAAGUAAAGAUCUGGCAGGGUGUUUUAUUUUAAUCGACACACAAGUUAAUCGGUUUGAAGUAUGCAUAUUGUAACAAUGCUACAUGCAUUUAGAGGUUCGGUAUUAUUUGAAAUGGAAAGUAAGUAGAUUUUUCUAUACUGAUAUUGUAUAAGAACAUAUACUUUUCUGUGAGCUGUCCACAAGAAAAGUAAAAGGAUUUUGUUGUUGUUAUUAUUACUGGUAUUUAUAUAGCGCCAGCAUAUUCCAUAACACGCUACAAUAUUCAUUAAAGGAACACUUCAAGCAUCAUACCCACCAUAGUGCGCUGUAGUGGUUAUGGUGCCAGGAGUGCCAUGGUGCGGUCCCAGCAUUAUCUGUCUAAUCAUUGGAGCACAGUUUUCCAAAUAUCUUUUUCCUGCAGGUGCUUGAGCUGCUUAUGGUCUUUUCAAGCAAGAGAAGCCAAUACCAACGUAGGAGCUCAUUUAUUAAAGGAAGACGCCAUUGAUAUUUUUGUAACUAUUUAGUAGAUUUCUCCCAAAGAAAACAUGAGUAUAUGGGAAAAACACACUUGUAAAAGCUGCAGACCUACUGUCUGCAAUCGUUGCAAGCUCUCCCCUCCUGAAAGUCUGUGCCAGGGAAUUGAUCAAUCAGAGGCUUCUCAUUGAGCCAAUCAGCUGCUGUGAUCAUGGUUUUCCAAUGCUUCUCAAUGAGCAGUAGUAUACAUUUUGUCCAGGUUUUGUGUGUGUAAGACUGAGCUCCCUAUUCUCCCUGCCUGCAGCGCUGCCAAUAACUACGUGCAGAUGUAGGCUGUGUGUAAAUUGACUGCGUGUAUACCAUACCACAGCUCCUAUCAGUUAAUAGAGUAGUUUCGCUCAUGUGAUGAGUGGAAGGGAUGCUGAGGUAUAAACUAUUUAUCCCAUACACCUCUGCUGCAUAGGUCUUUAUAGUAUAACAGCAGACCAUACAGAUAAGAAUUUAUGUAACAGUUUUUUUGUAGUGCACGAAUGUAUAGCACAUUACAGAAUAUUAACCGUUGUUCACCGGUAUUGUUCCAGGAGGAGGGAUAUAUAUACUGGCUGAACAGAAGUGGAGAAACGUUAGUGGACUUUAGUCUUAACAUUUGCAGCACUUUUAUACAAAGUGCUUACAAUGUAAAGGGAAAUAUUUACUGAGACAAAGGUAACAAGGGAGAAAGCCAGUGUGAUGGAUGUCACAGAACAAUUGAAGAGUUUAUGUAAUGACUAGUUGGUCAUUUGGUAAACACUUAUUCCACCAUAACCACUAGAGCCCACUGUAGUGGUAAUGGUUCCAGUAGUGGCUUAGCGUCCUCCCAAGGUAAGUAGUCAAACAUAUUGUGAAUAGUUUUCCAACUUAUCUGGAGUCCACCUUCGUGUUUUCUGCCACUGGAAAGGUCUUCUGCUCUAAGACUAGCGGUACAGAAAGGCGUUCAUUGGCUAAAAGCACUCAGCUGACUCUCUCAGACAUUGAGCCAGGUCUACAUGGCAGGGCUCAAAGAGACACUAUAGUCAUCAAAAUCACCAGACUGACCCUGCAGGCUUUUCAAUGUAAGCACUGCCUUUGUUGACAUUGCUGCCUAGGAACACCUCUAAUGGCUGUCAGUCAGACGUCUACUAGAGGUGCUUUCCAGUCCAGUGUUAACCACUGGUGUUCAGUGUCUCUACACUCUGCAUGAAGACGCUGAAUGUUUCCAAUAGAAAUGCAUUCAUUCAAUGCAUCUCUAUGAGGAGAUGCUGAUUGGUGCAGGAAAGCAUUGGAUUGGUUGAGAUUAUCAAGAUGGAGUCAGGGCCAGCCGAGGCGUGGGCGAAAAGCUGUGUAAAAUCACCUUUUUAGCAUGAUUGCAGUGGGGCUGGUCACCUAAAAUACCACAUCAGGAGUACAUGUUUUGUAUUCCUGACACUAUAGUGUUUUUUUUAAUACAUUGGAGUUAACAGAAACUUUUUAGAAGCUUCUGCAUUGGCUCUGUUAGUCCCUCCAACAGAGUUAACCCUCUUUCAUCCAAUCAUUGCUACUUAAAGUGGAACAAGAUACCAAACUGCUCAAAACUGGUUUGACACAAACUGGGGUAUGACACCCACAGACUCCUUGCUUCAUAAUUCAUUACUAUGAGCUGCAGUGGUUUUAGUGCUUUAAGCGCCUCCUUUAAGGAACACUCCAAACACCAUCAUCACUACAGGAGUGCUCUGUCACCAUCACACCAUAAUCUGUCAAACUGUUUUAGCACAGUUUGAAACUUACCUGAGUCUCACCAGGCACCAUGCUGCUUGUGGCUUUCUCAAGACGUGGAAGCUGGUUGUCCCUGUGUUCCAAACAUGUAUGCAUUCAUUGUCUCAGUGAGCUCAGCUGGUGCUCUCAGCUCAUACACAAACACCCAUAUCAGCAUCUGGCUUCUCCUCCUAGAAAAGACAGCAAGCAGCUACAUGUCCUACUGGGCUAAAUGGUUUGUCAGAUUACGGUGGGACAGCGUACGGGCUGGGGUAAGCACCAUAAUCACUGCAAAAAACUAUAGUGUUAUGGUGCUUGCAGUGGGCAUUAAAGGGACACUAUAGGCAUUCCAUUUUGAAACUUUUUUAUGACAGAAAAUGAUGGCACAUUAUAAUGUUUUUUAUAUCUUUUUCUUUCUUUUCAUGAUAACUAUUCUUCAUUAUUCUGUCUGUCAGGAAUCAAAGAAACACCUGGCCGGGUUGGGUGCCCUAGGACUUGGCAGUCUGAUUACAGAGAUCACAUCCAGUGUAGAUGAAGCAGCAGAAACUGAAGGAGUCAGCCUGGAUGAGGAUGGUAUGAAAUGCAACAGAACGGAUGUAUGCCUACAUAAAAUGAGAGCCCUAAUUUUUGUCAAACCAUUCAAAGCUUGGCUCUUCAACUGCCUCCAAGAUCAUGACAAAUUUCACUACCUUAUCUGUAUUAAUUUAGACAGCAGUGAUAGGGUGAGGAGAGGUUUAUCACAGAGUGACAGGAGAACAAUGAGCAGUGCUCAAAGUGAGCCCUGCUCAUAGCUCUUUAAAUUCCUUUAACUGCCGUGGCUCACAGAGCUCUCUGUUCAGUGUGAGAGAAAAUCGCUCGGCUGAUGUCAGUCCUGACAUCAGCAGAGGGAAUCCCUUGAGAGGUGGUAUUAGAACUGAGAUUAUAGGUAGAAUUAUGGGCUGGAUUAGUGUUUGGUUAUAGGUCAGAUUAUGGAUAGGGUUAGAGGGUGGGUUGGAUUAGGGAUUGUAUUAAGGGUUGGAUUACAGGCAGGUUUAGGGGAAAAGGUAUACAUGUGGGGUAUAAUUGUAUUCGAGAACAGUAGCAGAAUAUAAAUACGGAGUGUUUGCAGUAGUGGAACAUGCAUGGUCUUUGAAUUCUCCAAAAAUAAACAUGUUAAAAAAAGAAACCACAAACAAAAUUGACCUAGGUUUGUGAUAAAAUGGUUAAAUGAAAAGUGUCAAAAUGGUCUUAGUGACAAAGCCUGGGGAAUGUAGUUUCUACCAAUCUUUACUUUUGUGUAGCGAUUUUGCAUUCUGUGACUACUAUUUAAGUUGUAAUCUCAACAUGCCAAAUAUUGCAAAGUUUUAGCUUUAAAACCAUAAUUCACUCCUUGCCGUAUUUGUUUUAUAACUUCUAAAAAUGAAUUGAAAUCUUGUACAUAUUGGGCAUUUUAACAAUCAGGACUAAUUGGUGAUUUUAUUUUCAGCUGUUUUUCUUUACUUACACUUGGUGUGUAGAAAUGAUUGUAUGUAAAACUGAGAAAAAAACGUUUUUUUUUUUAUUCCCUCCCCGUGUGCUUUUUUUUUAUACUUUCUUCCCAUUUAAUAUUGUGUUAUGGAUGCAUGUAGGGUUUCAGGAAAAAAAGGCCCAUUUUCUCCUUUAAAAAAAAUGAUAUGUAAUAUUUAUGGGUGCACAUAAAUAAUAACUGGGGAAAUUGUGGUGGAAUGAAUCCAUGGCAAAAAACCUAGGUCCAUAAGGGGUUAAGCCACCAGAACAGUUAUAACCCCCCCACCCCCCACAAAAUAGUAUAACCUACGGGUGCUUUAGGUUUUCAUCAUAGUAGCACUGUAUCCUGAUGACUUAUUUGAUUUAUUUCUCUCCUAAUGUAGGCUGGGUCAAGAGUACCGAUGAUGCAGUUGAUUACUCUGAUAUUAAUGAGGUUGCUGAGGAUGAGUCGCGCAGAUACAAACAAGCCAUGGGGACAUUGCACCUUAAUCGCCGAGCAGGUACAUAUAAUAAACCAUUGAACGAAAAACAUCCUUAAAGCAAGACUGUUUGUAUCGACCUUUACAGAGAAGCUGACACUACCCAGCAUUUUUUUAUAUUAAGUUUACUUACGUUUGUAUUUUAGUUUGUGUUUUUUUUUUUUAAUGGAAUUAACCUGAUCUAUUUGAAGUUUAAACUGAUUUGUGAUUGGCUGAUUGUGUGCUUCCAGACAGAAUAAUUCAGGUGGGAUUUAAAUCCUGGUCUGUGUCCAGAUAUUUUAUUGUACAUAUUAAUCUAAAGGCAGCCCUCACCAGACUUCCUGAGACGAUAAAACAAAAAAUAGUCACAUUCCGUGACUUACUCGUAUAUUUCUCCACUUCUUUUUUUUUUACCUUUUUUGGAAGCUGGAUUGGGUUUAAAACAUGGAAGUGUUUUCACCAAUCUUGCUGGCAGUGAAUAAUACUAUUCUCGGUUCUUGCUGCUCACCAUGCCUUUGUUUUUGGUGUAGAUGAUGAUGAUGACGAUGAUUAUGAUGCUGACUGUGAAGAUAUUGAUUCCAAAUUGAUGCCACCGCCUCCCCCUCCUCCAGUAACUGGGAAAAAGGAUGAAGACAAAGGUGCAACAUCUAUCGGUAAAAAGGGGUUUAGCUCAGUUCGCAUUCACAACAAUUCGCAGAAGAAAGCUCUGUGUAAUGGUGUGCAUGAGAACGCCAUGGUUCACUGUUCCCUAUAAACUCUGUUUCCCAGUACAUGCUCAUGAAUAAUGACUUUUUCCAUUUUUGAUAAAGACUAUUUAGAAACCAAAAGUAAUUUGAAAUCUCACGGUUUUUAGUGAACAUUUGCUGGUUUCUCCUCAACUGGUAAAUCAUCUUCUUUAAAUCAAAUUGUAUCCACUUCUGACCCCAUUUAUUAUUCUUUAUGUAUUACUGCACAAUAAAUCCUGUCAAAGUCAAUCUAGAACUGACAGAGCAAUAUCAUUUCUCAGUGAGCACAAAAUAAGUGCUAAAACCCGAACAAAAUGGAAAUACAAAGAAGCAACAAAAUGAACUCUUCUAGUGGUACGUUCUAGUACCGCAGUAUAUUCCACAUUGGUCCCGUGUAAGAGCCUUAGCACCCACCUUACCUUGUUAAAUCUUAAAGAACCACUAUAGUGUCGGGAAAACAAACUCGUUUUCCUGACACUAUAUAAUCCUUAGGUACCCCCCCACCCUCAGGGUAACCCUCCCGCUGGGCUGCAGGGUUUUUAACCACUUACCUUUAUCCAGCGCCGGUGACCUCUCCUCCCUCUCCGACGUCAGCUCCCGAGUGGAGCCGAGUGCACAUGCGUAUCCAGAGCCGCACGCGCAUUAAAAACGCCCAUAGGAAAGCAUUACUUAAUGCUUUCCUAUGGACGUUCUGCGUGCUCAAUGCGAUUUUUCGCAUUGAGCGUUGGGGAAGCGCCACUAGCGGCUGUCAGGAAGACUGCCACUAGAGGUUGGAUUAACCCUACUAUGUAAACAUAUCCGUUUCUCUGAAACUGCUUUGUUUACAGCUGCAGGGUUAAAACCUGGGGGACCUGGCACCCAGACCACUUCAUUGAGCUGAAGUGGUCUGGGUGCCUAUAGUGGUGCUUUAAUAUGAAUCCGGUGCGAUGGUGCAGAGAAACAUGCUGCUGUCAACUACUUUAAGGACCAAUUUAAAUGGGAGCUCCUAUCACAAUGAACACUGCAUCCUGUUUGUGAACGGUGUGACAGAAACCCAGAGUGGCCCUGGUGCAGGCAGCUCAGCCCUUUCCGGUUUAUAUAAAAUUCCACUAUCCUCCAUAUUGUGACAUCUGCUAGUUUUCUUUAUUAGGCUGUGUCCAUGACAAUGACCCUGUCACUGUGCCUUAGAAAAACGUAUUUUACAUUCCGCGUCUCUGAGAAUAUAAAUGGAAUUGGUCCAUGGGACUCUUACUCGGGUCUAAGUAUACAUUAAGUAGUUGAUGAGUGGAAAUCUUAAGCCCUGGUCAGUUAUCUCACUGCACAUUUUUAGUGAAAAUCUGAGUGAGAUCUUAAUUACGGCUUGUUUGGGGCUUUUCGAACCCCACAUUAUUAAUUAAUCGUUUAAUUUUUCUGAAAUUGAAGUCUUUCUUUAUUCUCAUUACGAGACUGCCAGGAUUUAUUGUCUCUUUAUCAGUAUUGUAGACCAAAUUUCAAGUUAAUCUGAAAAAAAAAUUCUCGUAAACAAGGUGAACGUAACAGUACAUGCUCUUUUUAAAAACUAAUAAGGGUUUACUCCAUACCUCUAAAAAUUCCCAUCCCUCCACUUAUGAUUCAACGGUUUAAUGAUGAGUUCUGUAACCUCAAAUGGUAUCCUAUUACUUUUAUAACCUCUUAAUUGCUUAUAAUUUAUCAGCACUGACCUUACAAGUAUCUUAGCAACAAUUUUAUAUAGAUAGUUAUGUUUCUCUAUUUAUAUUUUUGUCUUUCAAAUAUUUGAUUUAAUAUAAAUAUAUACAGUGUAUAAAAUCUUAAUAAUCCAUAAUAAUUAAGGCAGAGUAAAUAAAGUUAGAUGUAUGAAUAUGUAGAUCCAGGUAUGCCUAAUGCAACACACAGAGCUGAGGGAGUCUGACUUGUGGAGGGUUGCUCAAAAACUGGACAAAGACAGGAAUUCACCCAAUACCUGUCUAAAAAAGUGUAAUUCGAAGGGGUAACUCCUUGUUUUGGUGUAAUAUAUCCAGGAGCUAUUUCACCCACAAAUGGCUGAUAUAUGCCAAAUAAGGUACAAACAAGUAGUUCAGAUGUUGUAAAAAAGUGAUGUAACAAUAUGUAUGGUGUAUACGUCUUUAAAUCUGCUAGAGGCAGAUUGAGUAUGGUAUACACCAAAUAAUCUACUUAGCGAAAGCAGCUAUGUGGCAUAGAAUAACAGCAUAGAGGGCUGUUUUCUAUAUUGUACUUAGGUUGAUGUCACAAAUCAAUAGAAUGAUACAACUAUCUAUAAUGUAUAUCUCUUUAAAUCUGCUACAGGCAGACUGACUAAGUUAUGCACCGAGACUACUUCUGUUAGUCAUACAGGUUAAGAAUAUAUUGCUUGGUACUGUAUUUUAUAGUACAGUGACUUUAAACACAUAUAAGAAAUAUAUGAAAAACUUAAAAAAAAAAAAAAAAAAAUGAAAAACCACUAUUUAAAAAAGAAAAGCAGAAAUUGAAAUCGUUGAAAACUAAUGAGAAAUGUAUUCACAAUUAUAAAGUUAUAAAAAUACUGAAAAUUUUAAAAAUAUAAGUCCGGAACGGUUUGCAAGAAAAUUGCCAGCAGAAGGGUAGUCUUUUUUUUCAAAAUAACCACAAAGACCGGCUAGGAUUGAUAUGGAUACUUUGUAUCAGAAUUAGUUUCUGUACUUGCUGGCUGCCGGUGGGGUUGGCGUGCGUCCCAGACCUCACUCUGGGUGGUAGGUAUUGUCGGCCAAUCGGUCACCAGAUUGUGGAUGCUUUUCGGUAGAGAGAAAGAGUUCCUUCUGCCGGUUCAAAACUGCGUCCGUAUCCUGCUUAUUCUGCCUCUAGCAAAUUUAAAGAUGUAUACACCAUACAUAUUGUUACAUCACUUUUUUAACAACAUCUGAACUUCUUGUUUGUACCUUAUUUGGCACAACCAUAUAUAUAUAUAUAUAUAACAGCCAUUUGUGGGUGAAAUAGCUCCUGGAUAUAUUACACCAAAAUAAGGUGUUACCCCUUCGAAUUAAAGUUAGAUAUAUGUUCUUGCAAUACAAGUAACAAAACAAAUACCCUCCUGAUCGUUACAAGUUAAUCUCUCGUUAUUGUGUUAAUGCAGCUGCAAAAACAUGCUCUCCCAUUUCUGUGUUCAACAAACUAAUAAUUGGUGUUUUAUAUAGAUUUUAGAUAGAAAUACUAAAAAUAACAUAAUACAUUAAAACAAGUAACUGCAGUUUACUUAGGGGUAAACCGCUGUCAAUCAACACACAAAUUAAUUAACCUUAAGUCUUGAUUUCUUGGCACAAAGACAAGGUCAUAACAAAAUAAUGAGGAACUUGACCUGGCGUAGCAAAACAAAAUGGUGUCUAUAGUCUAAACAUUUUACUUACGAAGCUGGGCGUCAAGCCAGUUUGAUAACAAACAGAACACAGUUGAAGCUAUAAAAUUUUCCAUUGAAAGUAACAAGGGGGAGAACCUGUCAGUUUUACAAGUGCCCAUAACCGUUCUUCUGUAUUGUGUGGCAAUCCAUGACUCCAGAUUUCUGCAGAAGCACUUCCCAUUCUUUAAUCCUGUGACUCGUAAAUCAGUCUGAGUAAGUAAAAUGUUCUAGUCCGGUGAUUCCCAUCCCUUUUUAAAAUCUGCUCGAGGGCUUGGUCUAUAGAUAACCGUGGCUGACUUUAAGAAUGCUCCAUUGGUGUCUCUGUUCGUUAUAAUCCGAUCCAGCUCACGUUCCGUUUUAUUGGACGCAGUCACGUUCAAGUCACACUUCUUACAAAAUGUAUUUCUAUAAUAGAAUAUGGAAAAGCUGUUUAUGUUAUUCCAAUCCCAGGGGAGGAAAAUAGACACAGAUUUUGUGGAUGGGAAAUAAAUAGUUGAAUUUCUGUGAUUCGCAUACUAAUCAUCUUUUCUGAAACAAUAAUGAAACUUUCUUUCUUUCUUACAGCUCCAGAGGAAGGAGAUGGAAUUAUUCUCCCUUCCAUUAUUGCACCAUCAUCUGCUGCUAUGGAUAAGGUAGAUUUCAGCAGUUCCUCAGAUUCUGAAUCUGAAAUAGGUCCACAAGAUAGAGGACAAGAUGAGGGAAAGGAGAGAAAGUUGACACUGCCCCUUGCUGGCAUUAUGCAGAGGGACGCCACCAAAGAACUGCCCAGCGUUACACAGCUUUUCCCAGAGUUCAGGCCUGGCAAGGUAUUCAACUGUUUGAUGUCUACUGCAGCUUUGUCUUCACCACUUUUCACUUGUAUGGGGAGGAAGGAACUAGACCUCAGUUGGUAAUUUGUCCCUUUUGCUGUAUGUGAGGAUUUCUGAUCACUUCUUUUGAGGAUGCUCACAACUCCUUUGUGUCUACGUCAUGCAUUAUGUCCUUAACACCCCAUUGCCUUAUAUUGUAUGGUAGACAACAGUUUGAGUAUUAUAAUAUACUGGAAGGUUGAUUAUCAAUCUAGGCAUUGCCAGUGCCUGUAUAGAAAUGAAAAGUUUAGAGAUAGUGGUUCUAGGUGCCCCUUUCUGUUCAUAGCUCAGCGCCUUCGUUUUCAGAUGACCAGUCAGGUUAUUUUUGCUUCCACAGGUCUUGCGAUUCCUUCGGCUUUUUGGACCAGGAAAGAAUGUCCUGUCCGUGUGGCGCAGUGCUCGGAGGAAACGGAGGAAAAAACAUAGAGAAAUGACGCAGGACAUACAAGCUAAAGAGGGUGAAGAGCCAGAAGCUGUGCCGGAAAAAAAAACUUGUUGGGAAAGUGAAUACGCUCCUCCACCUCCCCCAGAGCAGUGCCUGUCUGAUGAUGAGGUUUGAAUUCACAAUAUUCUUAAACUUAUUUUGUUCCUACUGAGAAAUCAAAGCAUUCAGUGUGGAUCCAGUUCCUUUGCUCAGGGACACGUCCCAUGUCACAUGUCUUCUGCAAUCUCCAAUGUUUUUUGUGUGUUUAACAGAUUACCAUGAUGGCUCCAGUAGAGUCCAAAUUCUCGCAGUCCAAUGGUGACACAGAUAAAGUGGCAGAUACCAAACCCAAAGUUGCGGAGUGGCGCUAUGGCCCAGCGCAGUUAUGGUAUGAUAUGCUUGGAGUCCCAGAAGAUGGAAGUGGAUUUGACUAUGGAUUUAAGCUAAAGGAGACGGGUGAUGAUGGUGAUGAUGAUGAAAUGAAGGUUGAGGAGGAGAUUGAGGAAAAAGUAAGUUGGCAUUUAGUCUUGUGUAUAAAGUUAUCUCUUUUGAGGUUUUAUAACAUGCAACAGGUCUGUCUUAAUCAAGCAGACCUAUUAGACGGAUGUAACACUAGCUACCUUUGUAUCUACUAUAGAUCACAUGCAGGGUUGGUGUGGCUAGGACUGCAUAAACAAAGUAAGCCAACUUCUAAAUGGCAGAUAUUUGAGCAGUUAGACUGCAGGGGCAUGACAUAUACACCAAAGCCACUCCAUUCACCUAGAUUUGUUGUGGGAUAAUAUUUUACUAUCACAGUGUGCCACCAAAUUUAAGUUUUUUAAAGCUGGUAUGGACCCCUAAACCACAUUAACUUGCUGAAGUUCUUUAUGUGUGAAAAGUGUGUGGUUUUUUUUCUUCCGUUUUACAAAAAGUGUCAAAUGAAGCACACAAUAGGUUGUUUUACUUCCUGGUUGUUUAGCUGAUUGGAUCUAAACUCAAGGGGCAGCAAUUGCCCAGAGCACCUGCCUUGCUACGACUACUCAUUCAGCUACAUUGCCAAGCCUGUGAUUGGACGGCCACAUAGGCUGGCUUAGAAGGAUAAGUCUUGUAAAGGCUGCACACGAGAUCUGCAGCUUUUCCAAGCUUUUUUAGAUCUGCCUCAAUGAUAAAUUGUAUAAUUAAAUUAAUGCAUGUUUUCAUUUGGGCUAUCUCUACUAAACAGUUUUUUUUUUUUUUUUCUGACAUCUGUCCCUUUCAGGUUUUUAAAGGUUUAAUACAAAAAACACUUUACCAUUUUAGAUUACUAGAUCUUCCUCCUCCCCAAAGAAAUCACUUUAAAAAUACUUUGAAAGUUACAUGCAAUCCAAUGCCAGGACUGACACCUCACUCCAGUGGGUGUUCCUGAUGUGCUUAUUCAUUAAUAUUACUUUCAAUCUUUUUACACAGAAGACAGAAACAGCAGAAGACACCCCAGCAGUAGACAACCAGUUUCAGGAUGAACACUUCCUUAUGGUGACACAGCUGCAAUGGGAAGAUGACGUCAUCUGGAAUGGGGAAGAUGUGAAGCACAAAGUGACUAAAACGCAGAGGGCCAGUUUAGCUGGAUGGCUUCCUUCAAGCAUGACCAGAAAUGCCACCGCUUAUAAUGCACAGCAAGGCAAGCCACCAAUUAUACAUUACAUUUUUUUUAAAAUAUUGAUUGGUGAAGUAUCUCUUUCUUUUAUCAAAAGUUCUAUCUUUUAUCAAUGCUCGCGUGUUACUUUAUUUUAUUUUUUCUUGCCAGGGCUGAAUCGAAGUGGAUCUUUGUUAAACCUGCAGACACCUCUCGUGCAAAAACCAAAUCUGCCGGGUGUACUGAUCCCCCCUAAAGGGAAAGAAAAACACCCUCCAGAGCAGCAGGGUAGGCUUAAACCAGAAGUCAAGCACUUAUAUUUAAAACAUUUUAUUUAAAUCCACUUUUAGCCCUCUCCAUUGUUUAGAUUACUUCUUCUUGGCUUAGAGGUAGAGCAGUUACCUCUGUGUCAACUUGACAUUCUAUCUGCAGGUUUCACAGCUGUACUGGGGGCAGUGAGCAGAGGCCACGGACGCCAUUGAUCGACCAUAAAAGGAGAUACACCUUUUUCCUGUGCUUUUAUCUCUUGCAUUUUUUUCUUAACCUGUAUGAGUUCUACAUAUCAUCUCUUUUUAAUCUACUGCGAAAGUCCAUUCAGAUUUUAUCGAGAAAACCAAGCCAGGUCAUAAGAUUCAUUGGCUGGCGAAUCAUCAUGAAUUGUGGGUCUGUUCAUUUAGUAGCUGCUCUAACACAGCACCAAUUUAAACGUGUAGAUUGCAUCUUCAGUUCCUUGCCAUUUUUCUUUACAUUUAACACCUGUGGUAUGUUCUGUUCUGUUGCAGCAUCUGUAGAAGACGGCCGGCCAUGGUUUUCCAUUUUCCCCAUUGAUAAUGAAGAAUUGGUCUAUGGGCGAUGGGAAGAUUAUAUUAUCUGGGAUGACCAAGCAAUGGAUAUGAUCCUGGAACCUCCUGUGUUAACUCUAGACCCCAAUGAUGAAAACAUUAUUUUGGGUUUGUGUAUUUUUUUUUUUACACUUCCUCUUCUACAACUUCUCUUCAUUCUGACUCUCCAGUAAUGGGACUUCUUUGUAAUGCUUCAUGGCAAUGUUGCAUAUAAAAUACAUGUACUUCUACCAGCUUUGCUUGUCAAAGGGUCACUCUAAGCAAAUGUGACAGUCCGAGAGUACCCUUCAUCCGUUCUCCAUUCUGAAAGUGGCUUCAAAUUGCAGCUUCUGUAACCCAGCCCCCCUGAGUUGUCAAUCAGGCAGCCAGAACACACUUAUCAAUUUUGUCCAAGUUAUGUAUGUGGCUUUAGCUGAGCUCUCUCUCCUCUCCAGAAAGAGAGCAAAGCUGUGAACUGAUAAUCACAGCACACAGCUGUGAUGCACAAAACUGUGAACUGUGCUGUUUGUAAAUCUAUAGCAGACCCAGUACUAUGAGUUUCCUGGGCAGUUCCUCUCAUCCUGUGUAAUAAGGGAAACUGCUGCUGGUUGUGAUGUUUACUACUUAUCCCAUAAAUGUCUGCUGGUCUUGUUUCGUGGACCAUAGACCGAAGUGAGACAGCCCUUAUUGGUUUGGGAGGGUCUUGUAGCUGUCAGAGGUGGAUAAUCUAGGAAACUGUACGUAAUAUUUAUGAAAGGGAACCUCCUGCCUCUUUAAAUCUCUUGGCAGAAAAAAAAAAAUUUUGUUAUGGACAGAUGAAAUUGUGAGCUAAAUUCUCCUUGAAUUUAGCAAAUGGUGUAGUGUUAGGAAGAUAUUGACAGAUAGUAUUCAUGAGCAACAGUUUUAGAGGGGACCAACCAUAAAGAUCUGCUGCAUUGAAGUUGUGAUGUAGUUAUCAUAAAUUAAUCAAAAUUUAAUGUACUAUUAACAGAGAUCCCGGAUGAAAAAGAAGAAACAACAUCAAAUUCUCCAUCUAAGGAAAGCAAGAAAGAAUCCUCAUUAAAGAAAAGUCGUAUAUUGUUAGGAAAAACUGGCGUUAUAAAGGAAGAACCACAGCAGGUGAGAUGUGGCUUCUAUGCCAUAAAUGUGCCUUCAAAUAAAUCUUAGGCCCUUAUAUUGAUUAAGAGGACACUUCAGACUAAAUUCCACCCAUUCUUUUUUUAACGCAAUAUAUACACUGAACAAACUUAUAAAUGAAACACGUUAGUUUUUGCCCCCAUUUUUCAUGAGCUGAACUCCAAGAUCUAAGGCUUUUUCUAUGUACACAAAAGGCCUAUUUCUCUUAAAUAUUCACAAAUCUGUCUAAAUCUGUGUUAGUGAGCACUUCUCCUUUGCCGAGAUAAUCCAUCCAUCUCACAGGUGUGGCAUAUCAAGAUGCUGAUUAGACAGCAUGAUUAUUGCACAGGUGUGCCUUAGGCUGGCCAUGAUAAAAUGCCACUAUAAAAUGUGCAGUUUUAUCACACAGCACAAUGCCACAGAUGUCGUAAGUUUUGAGGUAAUGUGCAGUUUGGCAUAGUGACUGCAGGAAUGUCCACCAGAGCUGUUGCCCGUGAAUUGAAUGUUGAUUUCUCUACCAUAAGCCGUCUUCAAAGGCGUUUCAGUGAAUUUGGCAGUACAUCCAACCGGCCUCACAACCGCAGACCAUGUGGACCUCCAUGUCCAGCAUCUUCACCUCCAAGAUCAUCUGAGACCAGCAACCCGGACAGCUGCUGCAACAAUCGGUUGGCAUAACCAAAGAAUUUCUGCAUAAACUGUCAGAAACCAUCUCAGGGAAGCUCAUCUGCAUGCUCGUCGUCCUCAUCGGGGUCUCGACCUGACUGCAGUUCGUCGUUAACCGACUUGAGUGGGCAAAUGCUCACAUUCGAUGGUGUCUGGCACUUUGGAGAGGUGUUCUCUUCAUGGAUCAAUCCCGGUUUUCACUGUACAGGGUAGAUGACAGACAUCGUGUAUGGCAUUGUGUGGGUGAGCGGUUUGCUGAUGUCAAUGUUGUAGAUAGAGUGGGCCAUGGUGGCGGUUGAGUUAUGGUAUGGGCAGGCGUAUGUUAUGGACAACGAACACAGGUGCAUUUUAUUGAUGGCAUUUUGAAUGCACAGAGACACCGUGACGAGAUCCUGAGGCCCAUUGUUGUGCCAUUCAUCCACGACCAUCACCUCAUGUUGCAGCAUGAUAAUGCACGGCCCCAUGAUGCAAGGAUCUGUACACGAUACCUGGAAGCUGAAAACAUCCCAGUUCUUGCAUGGCCAACAUACUCACCGGACAUGUCACCCAUUGAGCAUGUUUGGGAUGCUCUGGAUCGGCGUAUACGACAGCGUGUUCCAGGUCAUGCCAAUAUCCAGCAACUUCGUACAGCCAUUGAAGAGGAGUGUUAAACAAAAAUCUGCACACCAGUCAAGUCAUAAGACUUGCUUUUCCCACAGAAAUCCCAAAACUGCAGCGAUGUUACAACCGCAAAGGAUUCUGAGUGGGCAUAUGCAAAUUAGUUUAACCAAGAAUCACAUUUUUGCCUCAUUCCAUUUUAAACAUGGAUUCCUUUUAAUCUGUGUUUGCUGUAUACAACUGCUUGGAACACAAUAUAGGAAAAGAUGCAAAACCAGUGAACCACUCAUGGACAGCUUUUUGUUUAACAUUAUAUUAACUAUCCACAGACUUUAGGUGGAAGGGGUUUUAAAUCACAAUUUUUCCCCACCAUAACCUAUUUGGAUUUUGCUUCCCAAGCACUACCAAGCCUCAAUAAGCAAACCAGUAACCAACCUCAUGCUGAAGAGUUGCAUUAACAACAAAACAGCUGUCCAUGAGUGGUUCACUGGCUUUGCAUCUUUUCCUAUAUUGUGUUCCAAGCUGUUGUAUACAGCAAACACAGAUUAAAAGGAAUCCAUGUUUAAAAUGGAAUGAGGCAAAAAUGGGAUUCUUGGUUAAACUAAUUUGCAUAUGCCCACCCAGAAUCCUCUGCGGUUGUAACAUCGCUGCAGUUUUGGGAUUUCUGUGGGAAAAGCAAGUCUUAUGGCUUGACUGGUGUGCAGAUUUCUGUUUAGCAUUGUAUUAACUAUCCCCAGACUUCAGGUGGAAGGCGUUUUCAAUCACAAUUUUUUCCCCACCAUAAAAAAAAAUAAAAAUGUAUGCCUGAACACUGUGUUUACAAAUAACAAAAAAAUGAUCAUUCCAAAGUUUUGGGAUUUUUUGCAAAGCUCUACUUGCAAAUGAAUUGCAGUGAUCUUUCACCAUGCCAGGAAAUGAUUGCGCUAUCUACGUUUUCGUACUGUUGAUGAGAUUUUUCCUCUAAGCAGUGCUUUAAUAUAAAAAGAAAAACUAACAAAAUUAGCCACCCAGAAUAAUCUGAAUGUAGCCUAACCUAUACCGCACUCUUCCAGUCAAGUGCUUCACGACUCUGACAUCCUCAUGCAAUGUGUGAGGAUGUAGAAUGUCACAGAACAGCGUCUGACUCCUGUUGUAGGAGCAGAUGCACCCUUUAGUGGCUGUCAGGAAGACAAUCACAAAAGGUGUACUUAGUCCUGCAAUGUUAAACAUUGCCGUAUCCCCAAAACACAAAUGCUUUUGCAGGAUCUAAACGACUGAUUUUAUUUACUCUGCACUUGUGUGACAGCCACAGGAGACGUUUUAAACCUGCGUUGUAUACAUUGUCAUUCCUGCUGAAAUGCAAUGCUUUCAGCUGCGGGGUUAAAAUGGCAGGGCACGGCACUCAAACCACUUCACUGAGGUGAAAUGGUUUGGGUGAGUAUAUUUGUCCUUUAAUCUGAUUGUUGUGCUAUUGAUGUAUAAGUUAAUUACAUGAUGCAUGUCAUUUGAAAUUAUGUUUUGGAUUAAACCAGGCAUAACAUUGUCUCUACAAAUGAGUUUAAAUAAACGUUGUAUUUAGCUAUUUAAACUUUUUUUUUUUAUAUAUUUAGUUCUGCUCAUUAAAAGACCACUAUAGUGCCAGGAAAACAUACUCGUUUUCCUGGCACUAUAGUGCCCUGAGGGUGCCCCCUCCCGCCGGGCUCUGGGAGAGGAAAGGGGUUAAACUUACCUUUAUUCCAGCGCCGGGUGGGGAGCUCUCCUCCUCCUCUCCGCCUCCGAUCCCCCUCUUCGGCUAAAUGCGGAUGCGCGGCAGGAGCCACGGGCGUAUUCAGCCAGUCUCAUAGGAAAGCAUUUACAAUGCUUUCCUAUGGACGCUUGCGUCUUCUCACUGUGAUUUUCACAGUGAGAAGCACGCAAGCGCCUCUAGCGGCUGUCAAUGAGACAGCCACUAGAGGAUUUGGAGGCUGGAUUAACCCAUUUGUAAACAUAGCAGUUUCUCUGAAACUGCUAUGUUUAUUUAAAAAAGGGGUUAAUCCUAGAGGGACCUGGCACCCAGACCACUUCAUUAAGCUGAAGUGGUCUGGGUACCUAGAGUGGUCCUUUAAUAGUUGUUUAUUAUUAAUUGUGGUUUUCUUUUUUAUUUUUUUUAUUUUUUUUUUUAGAAUAUGUCACAGCCAGAAGUUAAGGACCCCUGGAAUUUAUCCAACGAUGAGUUUUAUUAUCCCAAACAGCAAGGAUUGAGAGGAACGUUUGGAGGAAAUAUCAUCCAGGUAACCAGCCCUAAAAAUGGUGCAUCCUGUAAUUACCGUAUGAAAUGUACUAUAUAAUUUCCUCAUUAUAAUCACGUAGUGUUGUGUGGCUGGAAUCUGGGAUUUUAGUUCUGGAAUAUGUUUUAUAUCUUUUAUAAGUGGGAUGAGUCUGAUCUACUAAUCAUCAAUUUCAAUGUGUAAAGUAUGCUAAAAUUCCAGCUUGCACUAGCCAUUGGGCAUUUCAGGGUCUCUUUCUCUUACUGUGUAUGUUUGUUAUUUUUUUUUUUUUUUUGUGUUUUGUAUUUCUGUUUCAUUUGGAUUCAGGUAUACACUGUUCAGAUUAACUGAAUUGUAAAGCUUAAACCCAAACAUCCUUCCUUAUAGCAAGUAAUCUUAUUAAAGGUAAACUUCACUUAUUGUAUUAUUGUGCCAACUAUGAUACUAGUUAACAUACAUUUUUUAUUAUCUUCUUAUCCUCCACCCAGCCCCCCUCCCUUUACAUGCAAUGCCUAUUCAUGCUCGGCACGUGGCACUAUUCAAUACGUGGCACCAGGCACAGAGCUCAGAGCAACUUCCACGUUUUUUUAUUUAUUUUUUGUGAGUGUGUGUGAAAAGAUUAUACAGUAUGAGCUGCUUGAUGAUGAUGAUGAUAGUUGUUUUUUGACCUUAUUAAUAUCGUGUGUAUAAAUGUCUGGUAUGAUAGUUUGAAUUGUGACCAGUUUCUAUCCUUGCAUUUGACAGCACUCUAUUCCAGCUGUGGAGCUCAGACAGCCUUUCUUCCAAACUCACAUGGGGCCAAUGAAGCUAAGACAAUUCCAUCGGCCUCCUUUAAAAAAGUAUUCGUUUGGAGCUCUGUCGCAGCCAGGAUCUCACUCUGUUCAGCCUCUCUUAAAACAUAUCAAAAAGAAGGCAAAGGUAAGUUUUACUUUUCUAUUACUAUCCCAAGGUGUUGCAAUACAGAAGAUCAUUCUGGUACAGUUUCUUAUAUGUUCAGCAAGAACUACGUUUUUACUUUCUCAGCAUCGUUUUGUUUUGUUUUUUAACUAGAUGAGAGAGCAGGAACGUCAGGCCUCUGGUGGAGGCGAGAUGUUUUUUAUGCGCACUUCACAAGAUCUUACAGGCAAAGACGGUGAUCUUAUCCUAGCAGAAUACAGUGAAGAGAAUCCCCCCUUAAUGAUGCAAGUUGGCAUGGCAACCAAGAUAAAGAAUUAUUACAAAAGGGUGAGCAAUUCUAUCUUUUCGUCCUAUGAAUUCCAGGAAUUUGGUAGAGCUGCUGCAGGGGGAAAAAAAUAAAUAAAUGCACUUUUGUAUAAUGGUUUAACAAGUCAUUGCUUUGUUUUUAGAAACCGGGAAAAGAUCCUGGAGCACCAGACUGCAAGUAUGGCGAGACUGUUUACUGUCACACCUCUCCCUUCCUGGGAUCCCUACAUCCAGGACAGUUACUGCAGGUGAGCAGAUAAUUACUAGCAUUUUAUAUUUAUUUAUUCCCAGUAGAUAUUUCUAUUGAAGUAUUGUGUUUUUAUACUCCACCUACUCUAGACUGUAUGCUCGUUUGAGCAGUGUCCUUGUCAACCUAUUGUUCCUGUAACAUUUAUUGUUUAAUUUUCCCCUUUUACAAAUUUUGUAAAAUGCUGCGGAAUAAGUUGGCACUAUAUAAAUGCCAAAAAAUAAAUGUAAAAAACAGCAAACAAACAACAAAAACACAUAGCUUUCAGCAGAAUAAUUUAGCAUUACAAUGACUGGGAAAAACCUAUGUAUUAUCAGAAAUGGAUCUGAAUGCGCCUGUAAAGUUACUGGCUCCAUAUUUUGUAAUACAAUUUCAGGAAGUUAUUUAAGUGGACAUGUUUCCAGGUUUUGUUUAACACACAUGCCUUCUGUCUCCACAGGCCUUCGAAAACAAUCUCUUCAGGUCUCCAAUCUACUUGCACAAAGUGCCCGAUACGGACUUCCUGAUUAUCCGUACUCGACAGGGCUAUUAUAUUCGGGACCUGGUAGACAUUUUUGUAGUCGGGCAGCAGUGUCCUCUGUUUGAAGUACCGGGUCCUAACUCAAAACGUGCAAAUACCCACAUACGGGACUUCCUGCAGGUAAACUACAGAGCUUCCUAGUCAACAUAUGGAAUGCUGAGUAAUUUUAGCAAAAAUUGCUGCAUCAUUGGGGAGUUUUAGGCAAGUUAGAUCUCGCCUUUAUUAAUCUCUGAAAUUAAACCUAUUUUAGGUGUUUAUAUACCGCCUGUUUUGGAAAAGUAAAGACCGUCCUCGUAGGAUACGUAUGGAAGACAUCAAGAAGGCCUUCCCAUCCCAUUCUGAGAGUAGCAUCAGAAAAAGACUUAAGCUUUGUGCUGAUUUUAAAAGAACAGGUAAGAGAACUCAAGGAUCACAAGUCUGUUUUAGGAGGACUUUUGGUAACAACCAUAGAAUAAACUACCACCUCAUAGUUUCUGACAUUUCUUUUGGUUCUGUGUCACCUAGGAAUGGACUCUAAUUGGUGGGUGUUGAAGCCAGAUUUCCGAUUGCCAACUGAAGAGGAAAUUCGUGCGAUGGUAUCUCCAGAGCAGUGCUGCGCGUAUUACAGCAUGAUUGCAGCAGAACAGAGACUCAAGGCAAGUGUCCUUCGCACUAAACAUGUCUUUGCACUGUCUGCUUUUCUGUGGGAGCACGCCAUAAUUUGUUUCUGUUCUAGGAUGCUGGCUACGGGGAGAAAUCUUUUUUUGCUCCUGAUGAAGAAAAUGAGGAAGACUUCCAGAUGAAGAUUGAUGAUGAGGUAAGGAGUGGAAAGUAAGAACUCUCCCCGCCACUAGCUUUCAUUUUGCAAAUAUUUUUCAAGGUUGCUUUCUCUCCUAGGUACGUACAGCUCCAUGGAACACUACUCGAGCCUUUAUCGCUGCUAUGAAAGGGAAGUGUCUACUUGAAGUAACAGGAGUGGCAGAUCCAACCGGAUGUGGAGAGGGCUUUUCCUACGUCAAGAUUCCUAACAAACCAACGCAACAAAAGGUCAGAGUUUUAUUUUGUUUUGCUUUUUAUUCUUUAUUAUCAAAAACCAGGCGCAGUGAUACGAUGCCACAUGCCACGAGUGGAGGGCAAUCAAAACAGACAAAGCAUUAUACCAAGGUCUCCAUUCUCCUGCCCGGUUAAUCGUUCACUGUUUAUUGGUUAAAAUGUGUCACCAACAACAGUACACCGAAGCUUGAGAUAACGAACAUACUUUUGUAAGACGCAUUUUACGUUGUCAAUAUGUACUCAACAGUAUGAGUGUAUGUACUAAGUUAUGCAUAUCUAUAAGCCACAGUGCAAUGUGACGACACGCCAAAAAUUAAAAGAAUUUAAAACAAAAAACUGAGGUGGCAUAAACUAGGAAUAGAAAUCCAAAGGAAAGUGCUUGGACUCUCAACUCAAGAAGAGAUGAAUAUAAACAUAACAUAAUAAAAUCUGUCUGUGAUUAUAAUCUCUGAAAUAUCAGUAGAUUUUAUAUUACAUUCUUUAUGCAAGAUUUACAAAACACAACAGAUCCAACAAUUAAAAAGACAAACAAAAAUUUUAAUUUAAAAAAAAAAAAAGGCUUCAGGGUAUGUCGGGUCCAAAAAAUAAAGACUUGGUGCAUGUAUGCUAUAAUAAUGCACCUUUAAGGUUAUCUACAUAUUGCCAACCCCAUCAUCUUACAAGAACAAGUUGAAGGGUUUUUACUAAAGUUAGAAUUCAAAGUGAAUUUCAAAUUGAACGUUAAAAUAGUUGAACUUGAAAAAUCCUCUAACUCAGCUAUGCAUACAUUUUGGCUAGUCUGGCCUUAAAUUUUAAGAUAAAUAAAAUGAAGGAGAUUUCUGGGAGUGGAGAGCCUUUCUGCAGCCUCUCUAAUAAAUGGGAAGUAUCCCCUGCUUGUAGAAUGUGCCUAUGUGUUGGGGGCUUUUGUGCUGGAGGAGGGAGGGACAUAGGUUUGGAAGGUGGUAUAGCAGACAUGGAGCAUGGAUCAUGGCAAAGAGGGUAAGUAUUUACUUAACAUCUACUUAAGCAACAAAAAGAAAAAUUAAAUUAUAUAUCUCUCGCAUAACAAAAUAUUUCUAUAACCGGGUAACAUUCUUUGUAAAACAAAAUUUAAUUUGUCAAUAUUUAAUUCAGUUUGUAACACUGUCAUAAUUGUGUGUCUCUCUAAAGCUGAGAAGAAUCCAAUUAAAACCUAAUUAUGAAAGGCAAUUGAAAUGUGUAUUCAGUAAAGCUCCAGAGGAGUAAACUAGUGUAUAAACAAGGCAACUCUUAUGGUCUGGUUUUUUUAUUUUACUCAAAAAAUACCUUUUUUUUUUUUAUUACAGCAAGAUGACAAAGAGCCUCAACCCGUGAAGAAAACUGUGACCGGAACCGAUGCAGAUCUUCGUAGACUUUCAUUGAAGAAUGCCAAACAACUGCUACGCAAAUUCGGUGUACCAGAGGAAGAGGUAAGAGUCACCACUUAAUUAUAUUAUGAAAGCCAUAAUAUGAACUUAUGAUAGGUUAAUAAAAAGAUUAAUAUUUUAAAUUAAAGUUUAUAUGCAAAAAAGUUCCCACUUAGACCUUCAUUGACAUUCAUAGCUGUGUAUAGUUUUUGACAUAAUCUGAUUAAAUCCCCUGACUACAAAGCCUUCAAAAAUGCAAGGUUCACCCACACCCCCAUACCCAACUUCUAGCCUCCCCUCUUACCACUCACGAACUCGACAAAAUACAUAAUUAUUACCCACAAGGCCACAUCAUCCGUGUAACUUCCUUACUUACUUCCUUACUUAGCGCGGGAUUCUACUAUUGUAUAGAUAAACAAAAGCAACGGUAGCUCCAGCAUGGCCUAACCAAGUAAACACUAAUUAUACAAUAACUCGUAGAUAAUAAUCAAGGCAACAACGAUAGACUAUCUGACUAGCGGUACCAGUUGAUUGUUUCCUUUUAUACCUAAAUUAACUUUCUGUAUUAUACAAAAGAAAGGCAACAAUCCGAAACUCUUAUCAAUACAAAACUGGGUGCUUCCGAAGAACGUAACACUGAAUACACUUCACCUCUGCUCAUUUCACUAAAUGUACGAUCAGAAUGUAUACUUCAACUGUUUGUAUUACUGUAUCACUACCUGCACUGUAUUGAAUGGGUUCUUACCCCAAAAUAAAGAAUUAAAAAAAUAAAUAAAAAUACAAGGUCACAGGUUCAAAUCCCGGCAGAGUCAACUCAGCCCUUCAUCCUUCCGAGGUCGAUAAAAUGAGUACCAUCAAUUAGGUAAUAAUAACAUCUAAUAUUAUUCAGCUGCUGAUUUAGUUAAUUCAGAGGGCGUGCGCUGAAAAGCGCUUUAAGUCCCCCUGGGAGAAAGGCGAUAUAUAAAUACUAGUUAUUAUAUAUAUAUAUAUAUAUAUAAUAUUAUUAUUGUUGUUGUUGUUUUAACCAAGCAGUGGCCCAUCUUUUUAUAUGUUUAGCUUUGUGCCUUAUAUUUUGAUGUUUUUACCUCCUGUGACAAAGGGUUACUCUAUUCUUCUUCUAGAUUAAGAAAUUGUCCAGAUGGGAAGUGAUUGAUGUUGUGCGAACAAUGUCCACAGAGCAGGCACGGUCCGGUGAGGGUCCAAUGAGUAAAUUUGCCAGAGGCUCUCGCUUUUCUGUGGCAGAACACCAGGAGAGAUAUAAAGAGGAAUGCCAGAGGAUCUUUGAUCUUCAGAAUAAGUAUGUUCGAUCCUGUAGGAACAUUUGCUGUAUUGUAGGGUUUUUAGUCUUUGAAAGCAACAGUUCUAAUACGCAUGUUUUCAUUUUUCAGAGUUUUAGAAUCCGCUGAAGUGUUGUCUACAGACACAGACAGUAGCUCUGCAGAAGACAGUGACUUUGAGGAGAUGGGAAAGAACAUCGAGAAUAUGCUACAGAACAAGAAAACCAGUUCUCAACUGUCCAGAGAGCGAGAAGAGCAGGAGAGAAAAGAGUUACAAAGAAUGCUAAUGGGAGAAGACAGUGGAAAUGAUAAAGACAGAAACAGAAAAGACAAAAAAGAUAGAAAGGGAUUAUGUGAGUUGUAUAGCUUAUCUUGGUAUUCUAUGUAUUACAUGUUAUUUUUUUUUUGUUCUGAAGUAAUAGAAUUUGUAAUGGGAUAGCCUAGUUUUUUCACAGUACAUUGGUCUAAACAUUUCCUUCUAGAUACAACCCUGUUUUGCUGUUAUUAUGGUGUAGGUUGAUUUGUGCAGUAAUCACAAAUUGUUUUUGAUAGCUACAGGGUCCGCAGCUUCAGGUGGGUCUCACAGGGACGAUGACACUGCUUCAGUGACUAGUCUAAAUUCUGCUGCAAGUGGCCGCAGGCUGAAAAUCUACCGCACAUUUAGAGAUGAAGAUGGGAAGGAAUAUGUACGAUGUGAGACUGUGCGCAAGCCUUCUGUUAUUGAUGCUUAUAGUCGAAUUCGCAGCACCAAAGAUGACGAGUUUAUGUAAGUCAUUCUUCAGAUUUGUUUAAGGGGGAGGUUGUUGGCAGUCCAGCUUGGGAAGCAUAUUAAUGGGGAUAUUGCAGCACAUGUAACUUAACCUGGAUCUGUUUUACUUUGAAGCCGAAAAUUUGCUCUCUUUGAUGAACAACAUCGCGAGGAAAUGAGAAAAGAGAGGAGAAGGAUCCAGGAACAGCUCCGUAGGCUAAAGAGAAACCAAGAAAAGGAGAAACUUAGGGGUCCUCCGGAGAAGAAACCUAAGAAAGUUAGAGAACGCCCAGAUCUGAAGGUAAAUUACAUUCACCGGUCUUCAUUCACCAAGUCCACAAAGCAUUUAGUGGCCUAAUUUGAUAUUUUAUUUUAUUUUUUUCCCCAUUUGCAGUUAAAAUGUGGAGCCUGUGGUGCUAUUGGUCACAUGAGAACAAACAAGUUCUGCCCUCUUUAUUAUCAAACCAAUGCUCCACCAUCCAACCCGGUGGCCAUGACCGAAGAGCAAGAAGAGGAGCUUGAGAAGACUGUUAUUCACAAUGACAACGAGGAGUUGAUUAAAGUGGAGGGAACAAAGAUCGUGUUAGGCAAACAGUUGAUUGAAAGGUAAGCAUUGCAACUAACAUGGUAAAACACAAAACUUUGAUUAAUCUACGGUUGUAUUUUGAGUUUAUCCCUGCCUCACCUCUGUAUAUCGGUAAGUACAUGAUGAGUUUCUUACUCUUUGUGUUAAUAGUUUAGUUGAAUCUAUUUCCCAGUGAAUCCGAUUUUGUUAUUUCACAUAUUCAUUAACACAAUUAUGAAGGACUUUAGUUUUUUAAUGUUUUAGUGUAAAAUGGAAGCAUUGAUGGGUACUGGCUCCCCCCGGUGUGUGCGCAGUAGCUAGGGAAUCAUUUGUGGCAGUGUUUAAUGGUUGAUAGAGUUUUGGAUUUGACGGUUUGAGCCAAUGUGUACAUCUAUGUGUAAUCUAUUCUGUAUCUGUCUGCAGCGCCGAUGAAGUCCGAAGGAAAUCUUUGGUCCUGAAAUUCCCUAAACAGCAGCUGCCUCAGAAGAAGAAACGUAGAGUUGGAAGCACAGUGCAUUGUGAUUAUCUAAAUGUAAUAUUUAUUCAUUUUGAUUUAUCCAGAAAAACAACUGAAUUUGUUUUGGCAUCCCAAACGUUUGCAGUUAAUUGUGGGAGAGUGACUCUAAUCCUUCCAUUAUUUAUUAGAGUUUAAAGGGUUACUUUAACCCUUUUUAGUGAUUACUUUCUUUUAAUCUAGAAUUUCUUAUUGGGCAUUGCUAAUUAGCACCCCACUCCCAGCAGAAUGCUGCACAUUCACAUUCCUACCUGGUUGAAGUAACCCUUUAAGCUAGUUCAACAGUACUUUUUUUUGUGGGUGGGUGGAGGGGUUUAGCCAAUAGUUCCAUGGGUGUGAAGUUGGUUAUAUGAACGCUAUCUGUGUGUAACGGUUUGUAAGAUGUGCUUGCUAACACACUGUUUUCCAUUUUGUUACACCCCCAGCGUCCCCACAAGUCCAUUCAUCGCAGAAGGACAGAUCCCAUGGUCACUCUGUCUUCCGUUCUUGAGUCAAUAAUAAAUGACAUGAGAGAUAUGUCCAAUGUAAGACUUCCCUUUCUUUAUUUUUUGUGACUAUAGUUUUUAUUUAUGCCAAAAAAACUAAUUUAUGGGCAUUACAAGUAACAGGUCCUAAGACACUGCUAAGUGAAACCGAAAAACAUAAUUAUCUGUUUUAUAUUAACAAAUCUGUAUCACAUGAUCACAUGGUUUUUAUCACAUACCUGUAACUCUUUUGGGGUUAUUCAGUAAAGGUAGUCUAAAUUCAUAACAUUUAAAAGAAAUGACAUGCAACGCCCUCCUAUUGUCUUUGGACUUAUCCGUUAGUAUGUUAAAUCUGUUCCAAAAUGGAGAGAGGUUGAGAAAAAACAUUUAUACUUGUUGGGGUUUUUUUUGUUUAUUUAUCUUAGAGCUACCCGUUUCAUAGUCCUGUGAAUGCAAAGGUUGUAAAAGAUUAUUACAAGAUUGUGACAAAUCCCAUGGAUCUUCAGACUUUACGGGAGAAUGUGCGAAAAAGAAUGUACCCAUCCCGGGAGGAGUUCCGUGAGCAGGUGGAGCUAAUUGUGAAGAACAGUAUUCUUUACAACGGUAUGGACAAUGUUUCUCAAGCUACUGCCAUGUGCAAGUGGAUAGAUUCCAUUUGGAAUUUAAGUGAGUAAUAUGCUUGGUUGUAAUUUGUGUUGUUUCUUACUACCUUUUAGGACCAAAGCAUUCUCUGACCCAGAUAUCUCAAGUCAUGUUGGACUUAUGUGAUGAAAAGUUGAAAGAGGUGAGUGCCUGAUAAUGUGAUUGCAAACCUAACUCUUUCCGAGAGACGGAUACAAACAUUCACCUGCUUAGUAGGGGUGAACCUUGACUGGAGGGUGUAGUGCUGGUAUAUAAAAUUCAAUACUAUGUGAUGUGAAUACAAUAUGGAGGAAAAAUAAAAGGGCAUCUGCAUGGUGUCUUACAGUUCAUCGAGCUUCAUUUUAACCGUUCUUGUGUUUUCAGAAAGAGGAUAAGCUGGCAAGACUUGAGAAAGCCAUUAACCCUCUGCUGGAUGACGACGAUCAAGUUGCCUUCUCCUUCAUCUUGGACAACAUUGUUACUCAGAAGAUGAUGGCAGUGCCAGAUGUGAGUUCAAUAUUCUAUACCAGAGAGACUAUAGUUUUUUAAUGUUGCUUAAUUCCCCCUUCCUUCCCACGCAAAGUACAGCCAGAGUAAACUGAGCCCCACUGUCUCCAGGCUUUUUAAUCUGUGGUGUAUCAUAUAUCGUUCUACAGGCUACUUACAGGCUUGUAAGCUAACAUAGAAUCUCUUUCCUAUUUGGCUCUCUACGUACGUGAAAUCCCUGAUGACCCAUAAUGUGUAGGACGUUUCAUUAUCUGAAAUGUCUAUUGCUGCAAAAGAUGUUAAAGGGCACCUGUCAUUCACCAAACAACGUCUGCUCAUUAGAUUGAGAAUAAGAAUUUCAGUUUUGCUAGCUAAUGUAUAGAUUAGGAGAAAAACCUAUUUAAAAAUAGAUUUUUCUCCUAGUUGUCAGUCAAUGCCUCGGCAUACCGAGGCAUUGACUGACAAGGGAGAGCAGAAAAGACCUCUCACAGGAGAUCCCUUUGCUCUCCUUCCAUGGAAACCACAACUCAUGGCCUGCUGUUGCUAUGGAAACUCCCUAGGGAGUAUAGGAACAGAGUGACAUGAUGUCACUGACGGAAUUUGCCCUGCUUGGGGAUGCGUCUCAAGCUGGGCAAAUCAAAGAAGAACAGAGGGGGGCGCAGCAGGAUUGAAGGACGACAAAGAGGUGGGUGUUACACAAAGAGUAACAACCACGAAGUAGCACUGGAAUGGAGGAGAGAUUAGUAAAUCUAUAUAUUUUUACAUUGAAUACAUCAUGUAUCUUUAUAUCAUGUAUGGUGUAUUCAAUGUAUAUGGGAGAGAUUGCAGGUAAGAUCUUGAAGGGCCAAUUAAAGUGAACCUGUAAUGGAAAAAACCCAUUACAGGUUCACUUUAAUUGGCCCUUAAAGAUUGCCUUUUCACAGUUCAUUAAAUGUUGUUGUGCUUGCAUUGCUUAGAAACAAAAGCAUAAAUGUAUGCUUUUUUAAGAUUAUGAAUGAACUCUCAUGUGUCUGAGGUUUUGUCUUUUCUUUAAUUUGUGAGAAAUAAACUAAAUCUUUGAUACUAUCCGCUUGGAACAUGUGGAUGAAAAGUCUAUGUUUUUAUUCAUUGUAAUUUGGUAGACCGAGAUAUCUCAGAUUCGCAGUUCCAUUUGUUGUCUCUCUUACAGUCAUGGCCGUUUCAUCACCCUGUCAACAAGAAGUUUGUCCCAGAUUAUUACAAAGUUAUUAUCAAUCCAAUGGAUCUGGAGACAAUACGGCAGGUAAAUUGCAAAUCGAUGUUUUUAACACAUUGCUUUCCUUUAAAAUCUUCUUUUUUUUUUUUGUCUUGAUUUUAUCAUAAUAAAGGCAGUAAUGUAUUAGACACUAUUUCUUCUUUUGUUAUAAUGCAAAUUAUGACGGAUGUUCUUUUAACCGUUUACAGAAUAUUUCUAAACACAAAUACCAAAAUCGUGAACACUUCCUUUCUGAUGUGAACCUUAUUUGUAUGAACAGUGUGCGAUACAACGGUAAGGAAGAAAUAAAACAUUAUACCUUUUCAGGUUACUAGAAUGUAGUUUGUGUGUUUUUUCUUCCUCAUUUUCUUGCUCAUUUUCUUCCCAUUUCCGAUGUCUUGUAAACUGACGUCAAUGAACCAUGUUCAUUAUAUUCUAGAUUUUUUGUUGUUGAUUACCUUGUCCUCUGCUAGUUCUUGCCUUAAACUCUUAAUGAGCUUAAAAAAAAGCAACUUCUAAAAUCUAUUUUUUAUUUAGCAAGAAGAAAUCAUUUGUGGAUCUUAGAGAACAUUCAAAUCCAAUUUGUGAUUUGUCAGUGAAUUAUUUUACAGUUUAACUUUGACAAGGUUCUCUCAUUUAUAGUAUUCCUUUUGCAAAGCUAUACACUAUCAUCAGGAUGACAUACUUAUCAGAAUAUAUCAGAAAAUAAACUUCUGCUUGAGAUAUGACAGUUAAUGCUUUUCACGUGGGAUAUUUAUUAAAUUCUAAGUAUUUUACUAAUACAUUUCUAUACCGAUUUAUGAUUUUUUUGUAACCAGGCCAAGACAGUCAGUACAGUAAAACGGCCCAGGAUAUUGUCAACAUUUGUGUACAGACUUUAGCUGAGGUGAGCACAAAUUCCUUGUCUUGCUUUGAAUUCUUUUUACAAAAAACCCUUGAAGGAAACGGCCAAAUCAACUCUUGACUUCUUUUGCUUUAACAGUAUGAUGAGCACCUGACACAGCUAGAAAAAGACAUCUCAACAGCGAAGGAGGCCGCCUUGGAGGAGGCAGAUCUGGAGAGCUUAGAUCCAAUGACUCCUGGGCCCUACACACCUCAGGUUUGUGUGUUAGUAGCACUGCUCACCUCACACUAUGAUUGUGAAUGUAAAUGCAUUUACAUAUUGACCUUAUGGUGCUUCCUGUAGAUUAACAUUAGACACAAAUUAACGCUUAUAUGUAUAUAGAAAUAUGUAAAUUUUAUAGGUGAGCAUCAUUUUAACACAUUUAAUUAUUGAUUGUUGUACAAUUUUCAAUUGUUUCCUUUUCAGCCUCCUGACUACUAUGAUACAAACACCUCACUUAGCAUGUCUCGUGACGCCUCUAUGUAUCAGGAUGAGAGCAACUUAUCGGCUACAGAAACUGCAACAGCCUCGCUGGAGAAAAGGAGCCUGGUAAAAAUCACAAUGUUAUCUUUAUUUAGAAUAUCCAUGCGUAGUCUGCACAUCAUUUGUUUUGAAAGUAUUAAACUUUUAGAGACAAUUCAGCAAUACCUCGACCUUUUGUAUGGGACAUCUCCCUCCCCAAUCCUCACAGAACCCAACACACAGAGGUAGUUUCACACGUACAGUUAUAACACUCAUAGAUAUAUUCAUACAAACACAUAUUAUUAUUAUUAUUUUAUUAUUUACAUAGCAUCAUCAGCGCUGUACAUACCAAGGCACUCAGAUUUCGAAAACCAGUAAUAGAAACCCUCGGUUUCUAUUUACCUUUUUUCAGGAAGAGAUGCCUUUGUAAUGUCCUUGGUGUUUCUUGUGAUGGGGGAGUUGUGUUCCAUGUAGCAUAUCCGUCCCUCCUGCUCUCCCUUGUGACUACAUAUUCAACAUGCACUGGGUGCCAGAAUAUGACUUCACUUCCUGAUACGUGCUGCCUGUCUCAAUGGUUCUGUGCAGCUGAUAGAGUAACUCACAGUAACACUGCUCCCUUAUUGCAAUUUCUGUUGGAGCCAGACAGCCCGCGGGACAUACCAAAGCAUGGAUCCUGGGACAGAUGCAGCGCUCUUCCUAUGUAAAGCAUAGGAUUGCUAUGUGUAAGAGACUAGUUCCUGAUAUGACCUUGAGUUGUUGUCUGUCUACAGAUGCGGUUAGGAAGGGUCCGCUUCGGAGAUGACGACUCCGAUGUUGACAUAGAAGGGUUUGAGGAAGAAGACGACGAUGAUGGAAAGCCUAAAACACCAGCACCUGUAAUCAUACUUAUAAUUGUUUCUUUGUAUGGUGAUGUUGCUUCUACGUUGCUUUAUUAGGGGGCCAUAGCUUCCACAUUUCAUUAUUUUGUUGUUUUUUUUAAAUCAGGAGGUUGAAGAUGCUGAUGGUGAGCUUGCUGAAGAAGAUGAGAAUUCCGUGCAGCAGCCUCAGGCUAGUGUCCUCUAUGAGGAUUUGUUAAUGUCUGAUGGAGAAGAUGAUGAUGACGGCAGUGACGAAGAGGGAGAUAAUCCAUUUUCCUGUAAGUUAUCUUUGAUUUCAAGUAAUGACUGAAUGUCAUGGGCUUUUCUGAAUAUGGGAAAUUCUCGUUCUAUUUUUGUGAUCUCGGAAUGUCAGAACUGUGUUUUUAAGAUUCGUUAAAACUAUAAAUUCUCUAGAAUGUUUUAGUUGUAUUAAAAAUGUCUCCAUGUUAAUGUGCACCUUUUCAAUAUAUAGCUAAGCAUUUGCGUCCUGUCCCUGUAUAUAAUUGAACAUGAAUUCAUAAUGUUAUUGAGGAACAAAGUCAAACUCCCACAAAAGUGGUUAUUAUUCUUGUGUGGUUCUUAAUGUCAUGCUCUUUUCGGAUUGUUUUACCAAUUUUAGUUAGUUUGUGGCCAUGUUCCUCUCUUUAACCUCUUAUCCAUUCUUACCAAAAUUCUAAUCCUAAUGCUUUUUUACAGUGAUUUUGUUCUGUUUUUCUAAAUUGAUAUCAAUUGUUUAGUUCUAGCCUGUUCAUCCUAUGUGACUUUUAUCUGCCUACUUUUUGAGCCACAGUUACUAUAUUUAUAAUGGGAUUCUUUUAAUAUGCAGCGAUCCAGCUCAGUGAGAGUGGCAGCGACUCAGACAUUGAGUCUGGUGGGAUCAGGCCUAAGCAGCCUCACAUGAUGCAGGAGAAUACCAGGAUGGGAAUGGAAAAUGAAGAAAGUAUGAUGUCCUACGGGGAAGGAGUGGAUACAUCCCACGUUAUGGAGGACAGUAACAUUAGGUACAGCAAACCUCUCUCUUUUUGCGUUUAGUUUUUUUUCCUUUGUAAUUACUUUUGCUGUUUUUUGGAUGCAUAUUCACCUACCUCAAUCUUUGUGUGAUUUUAUUCUACCCUACCUGGGGUGGGGGGAGCAGUUUAAUUAUGCUUCUAUUAUUGUUUUGAUAUAUUUUUUUUAAUACUGCCCUAUUAAUCGCCAACUGUGUACUAAUCAUAAAAAAAAAUAAGAUAACUUCACAUGAAAGGAGUAGCCCUUGAUAAAUCACAAAUCAUGCAAAGGAAAUAAACCUUUUUAAAGACCACCAGUCAUUUUGGACUGAGCCAUUAAGUUCUCAAUUUUGGCAGCACGGGGCCAGCUGCGGCAAGACCGGCAUGGCAUGGGGGGAAAAUGGUGAGUAAAAACACCAUUCCCAUGUAAUCGGAUGGUGCUGGUCACGUAAAUAUACACUGACACAUACACUGACUGACAGACGCACAUACAUGGACGGAUACAAACAACACACAGUUUCUCACACGCUCACAAAUGAUUUGUUUUAAUUCAAUUUAAGUCCACCCAGCCUCCUUACCUUUGGAAGAGCUUAAAUUGAUCCUUUUCCUGGAGCCGGUGGGGAUGCUGUCCUCUUCAAGCUCUUUUUGCUUGGCUUUCUUGUGUGCUGUUUCAUGAUGCUGGAGCUGGAGUGACAUCAUAUUCCGACUCCAAGCAUCACUGCAGGGCACGCAAGGAAAUAGAGCAAUAAGAUUACCGCUCUCUAGCCACUGCCUGCCUCCACUCUCCCUCACUGCCUGCCUCCGCUCUACCUCAGCCGGCUAUACAACAGUGAUUCCCAACUGAGUGCUCAAGUACCCCCUAACAGUCCAGGAUUUAGGGAUUACCCAGUUGUGUCUAAGGUGUUUUUAGAAAAGAAAAAAAAAAAACACUUUAGACACAACAGGAUAAUUUCUUAUUCCUGAACUGUUAGGGGGUACUUGAGAACUGAGUUGGGAACCCCUGCUAUACAACACAAAUCAGGUUUAUACUAAAUGUGAGCCAGGAAUGAAGGGUUAGAAGCGUCACACACAUCUGAGUGUAGGCGAUCACAGCAACUGUAAUGUCUUUUGAAUAUUCAAUGCCUGGUUUUAUACAUGUAACUGUAGUUACUGUAUGUAGAGGUUGUGCACAUAUACAGUCAUAAUGUCUAUAUUCUAUUGGCAGCUUGUGACUCUGAACUCUGAAAAAUACCAUGUGUUCUGUUAACUCCUUCAUCUCUAUGUAUUUUAUAGUUAUGAAAGUUAUGAGGAACCAGACCCCAAAUCCAAUACUAGAGACACAAGCUUUAGCAGUAUUGGAGGAUUUGAGCUGUCAGAAGAAGAGGAGGAUGAGGAAGAAGCACGUCACGGACCCAGUGUUCUUAGCCAGGUGCAGUUAUCUGAAGAUGAAGACGACAGUGAAGAAUUCCGUUCAAUCGGAGGGGACAGUGACCUUGAUUCUGAUAAUGAGUAACAUCAAGAAUAAUCAGUAACCACAUUAAAUAUACUCUUCUUAUAAAAGAGCAAAUAGAUCGAAUAGAUGUUGCUGGGCAUAUGUGAUUGGUGUCGUACAAGUGUGUCAAGCUACAAAACAAAAAUCAAUUCUGAAAUAGUCUUCAAUGUUAUUUACUUGGAAUUCAAAGCUGUACCCGAUAUGAUCUAGUAGAUCUGAGCCAAAAAUGUUUCUUUUUUGAGAUCUUAUAAGGAACAUCUUUGUCUGCAUCUCAUUUCUAAAUUAUUAGCAAAUACGGUACUCUUUGUUCAUGAAUUAUCUUCAUUAAUUGUGAUCCGUAUUUAAAUUGCACCUUAAAGAAUGUGCAGAAGUACUAAUGUACAUACAGUAUGAGCUGCCUACGUCAUGAUCUUACCUGUGAGAUUUUUAAAGCUUUCCUUUGGCACAUCUUGUUUUGCAUUUUGCUCUCAGUCUGAGAGUCAAUCCAUUAAGUAUACGUUUCAAAUUUGUCUCCCGGAGACAAAAGCUCAUAUACUUUAUUUAAAAGCGUUUCUGUAUCAGAACUUUGGUCCUCACAAUUUAUCAUCACUUCAAUGUACACUUGUAAAGAUAUUUAGCUGUAUAUAUUUUUGCUGGAGAGUAUCGAGCGAGAGAAAACAUUAUUCCUGUAUGGUGCCUGUUUAAUAUAAAAAUAAAUGUUAAAAACUUUUAUCAUGCAGUUUGCUUUGCUGUGUAGAUUUCUUCAGUUAUACAAUUCUGAGUUCUGUUUGAGGCGAAUAAAACGUAC